CUCUCUCUUCCUCUCGAUCCUUCUCCUCCUCCUCCUCGCCACACGACCACCUUCCUCUCCGCACGACCCCCUUCCUCUCCUCUUCCUCUUGAUCCUUCUCCUCCUCCUCCUCAUCGCCGAUCCAUCGCAACAGUGGCGGCCCUUGCCUCAGUUUCUGCUCUCUCUAGCCAUCUCUCACUGUCGUAGUGGUCCAUUGCGUGGCUUCAUCUUGUCGGUGGGAAUUUGUGUUCUCUCUCUUCUUUCUCUUUGUUCAGCUCUUUCUCUGGCCGUCUCUCACCGUCGCUCACGGCCUCUGCUCCCUUGCCCUCACUCGCCUCCACCCUCCAUCGUCUUCCGAACACGCAUGUCGAGAAAAGUUGACCGCAUGUCCAAGUGUGUCGACAUGUUUGACACGCUUUGACACGUGUCGGACACAACACAGAAGCACGAGCAACGUGUCCGUGCUUCAUAGUUGGUACCCACUCACUUUGUUCAUAUUGAAAACCUUAGCUUAGUUCUUAGCUAAAGCCUCACAAACCAACCUUUUCUUUAGAGAGAGAGAAAGGGAUAGAUCCAGUAGUAAUAAGCUCCCUAGCUAGGGCAAACUCAGAGGCCAGAAUGACUACUGAUGAUGUUGCAUGGGCAUUAGGGGAUGAGUACCAAAUAUUCUUGAGUUUUAGAGGACCUGACACUCGUCAUGGAUUCACAGACUUCCUCUAUCAUGGCUUGGUAGAUGCUGGAGUUCGUGUAUUCAGGGACGAAGAUGAACUCUGUGUUGGUGAAGUCAUUGGUGAGAACCUUUUACGUGCUAUCAAUGGUUCUAGAAUUUAUAUACCCAUCUUUUCUAGAACUUAUGCUUUCAGUAAAUGGUGUCUCCGUGAGCUUGUCCACAUAGUAGACAAUUUGUCCAAGUUUGAUGUUGAAAAAAGUAUCCUUCCCAUAUUUUUUGAUGUGGAACCUGAGGAUAUUAAACUUAAGACUCCAUUAUAUGAUGAUGCUUUCUUGGAACACGAGAAGAGGUUUCCUCACGAAGUCCAAGCGUGGAAAAAAGCUCUUGCACAAGUAGAUGAAAUCAAGGGAUGGAAUGUAAAAAAUGAUCAAAGCCAAGCGAAGAUUGUCAGAUCGGUUGUUGAAAAAGUAUUGGAGAUGCUGGAGAUAAAAUACAAAUCAGUGACUAAACUUUUAGUUGGAGUUGAUGAUCGGGUAAAAGAAUUGACAAAUUUAUUAUAUGUCAACCACGAUGAUGUGCGGCUUGUUGGAAUUUAUGGAAUGGGUGGCAUUGGUAAAACAACUCUUGCCAAACUCGUCUUCAAUCAACUAUCUUCCCACUUUGGAAAGUGCUGUAGUUUCCUUGAGAAUGUUCGAGAAAACUCGUUGACUGAAAAAGGCUUCGUCCAUUUGCAGAAGAAAUUAUUAUAUGACAUUGUUGGUUGUGGAUUUGUGGGAAAAUUUAAGGAUAUUGAAAAAGGGAUGAGGAGCAUAGGAAGAACACUCCCAACUAAGAAGGUCUUUUUGGUUUUGGAUGAUGUUGAUAAUAAAGAGCACAUUAGGAAACUCAUAGGAAAUUUUUCAUUACAUUCAGGAUCCAAGAUAAUCAUUACAACAAGAAACACAACUAUUCUACAAGUUGAGGGGUUCAAAGGUGAAAUUCUAGAGUAUGAGAUGCAAAAGAUGGAUUAUGGUCAUGCAUUUCAGCUUUUUUGCCAGCAUGCCUUUGGUGCGGACUUUGCUUGCGAUGAUUUUCAUAGGCUUUCAAGUGAUAUUGUCUCACAUAUGGGAGGGCUUCCUUUGGCCAUUGAAGUGGUAGGUUCACUACUUAAAGGAAAAGACAAAGCAUUUUGGAAAGAGACAUCAGUCAGGUUAAAGGAAGUACCAGAGAAAGAGAUUCUAGAGAAGUUGAGGAUUAGCUAUGACAACCUAGACAAAUAUCAGCAACAAAUUUUUCUUGAUAUAGCAUGCUUCUUUUCCCAUGAGAAGAUGACCGAUGCAAUUUACAUGUGGGCCGAUUGUCAAUUAUAUCCUAAAAGAGGAAUUGAUGUCCUUACUAGUCAAUGCUUGAUAAAGAUAGGGCACAACAAUAUGAUUUGUAUCCAUGAUCAACUAAUAGACAUGGGAAGGCAAAUUGUGCGUGAAGAAAGUUCAAGUGACCUUGAAAAGCAAAGUAGGUUGUGGAUUGCAAAAGAAGCCCUUGAAAUCAUAAAAACUGAAGAGAGGAAGGACAAGAUUCAAGCGCUUAGUAUAAAUAGAUUGAAUUACCCCAUAGUGAUCACAAAUGAUGAGUUUGAAAGGUUACGUAACCUAAGAUUCCUCAAGUUAGGCACUGGAACUUUUGCUGGAGACUUUGUAAAAUGUCAUUCAAAGUUGAGAUGGAUUUCUUGGCAUUCUCCUCAUCCGAAUUUUAGGGCUAACAAUUUGUAUUUGGAUCAUCUUGUCGUUUUUAAACUUGACUUGAAUGGCUUCAAGGAUGAUUCGAAAGCAUGGGACUUGAUCAAGGGGGCUCGGAAUUUGAAAGUUCUAUCUCUAACUAGGUGUUAUGCCAUAACGACAAUCCCAGACUUCUCUAAAUGCUUGGGUUUAGAGAGGUUGACAGUUGCACACUGCUACAACCUAAAGAGAAUUAAAAGUUUCAUCGGAGAUCUACAAUCGCUAAUUAAGUUAAAGGUUGAAUGGUGCACGGGUCUUGUAGAUUUGCCUAAAGAAGUGGGGGCACUGGUGAAGCUUAAGCACUUCUCAUUAUAUAAUUGUUCGAGGUUGAGAGAACUUCCAGACUCACUUGGCAAUUUAACCUCAUUGACAAAGUUAAACUUAUCAAGCACAAGGAUAAGGAAACUUCCCGACAUUAUUGGAAAUUUAAAAUCAUUGCGUGUCUUGUAUUUCGUAAUAGGAGCAUUUAUUCAUCAGAAGCAUCAUGUUUGGCAAUUACCUAGUUGCAUUGGCAUGUUGGUAAAUCUUCAAGAAUUGAAUCUUUAUGGGCAUUACGAGCUGGAAGGUGAAAUCCCUGUUGAAAUUGGGGAAUUGUCAUGUUUAAGAUUACUAAAUUUAGGUCGCACUCGUAUCUCCAGAAUUCCGGAGACAAUCAACAAGCUUCAUCACCUCGACACACUAUAUUUAGAGGAUUGUCAUCAUAUUCAAAUGUUGCCAGAGCUUCCCACAAGUUUGACUGAUCUAGUUCUUAUAUGUGGAUCAUUGUUAUCAGUUCCAAAUCUGUCAAAUCUGUCAAGUUUGACCCGUUUAUUUCUUAUUUCUGGACCAUUGUUAUCAGUUCCAAAUCUAUCAAAUCUUACUAACUUGGUUGAUUUAUAUCUAAGCGAUGGCUAUGGCAUGACAAGCAAAUCAAACCUAAUCACCAGAUGCAACUUAAGGUGGAUUGGGAGGUUAUCUAAAUUGAAAGAUUUACAGUUGGAUCUGCUAAACAUCUCUGCACCUCUAGAGUUGGCUUCUCUUCAUCAUUUAGAAAGACUUACUAUGUCUCACCUAAAUCUGCAAACCCUGCUGCAGCUUCCGUCCUCCUGCUUGAGUUUCAGAAAUUUGAAUUCUUUAGAUUUGUCUUAUUGUGAAGUGGAAGACAUUCCACUCGAUGGACUUCCACAACUACAUAUAUUACUUCUUAUGGAUUGUAAACUGCUACAAAGAUUGUCCAUUCCUUUGGAAUUAAGGAAGCUAAAUAAUAUGUAUGUGUCAGAUUGUCCAGACCUAGUCGAGAUAAAAUAUUUGGGUCUUUCGGAAUCAUUGAAAUCCAUCUCGGUUUAUGGCUGCAAAUCUCUGAGAAGAAUAAGUGGGUUAUCAUACUUGACAAAGCUAGAGCAUUUGGAAAUCACACGGUGCAUGUCAUUGAUAAAAUUGAUUGAUGCAUCCUGCACAAACACACCUGAUGAUUGCAUUGUCAAAAUAGAGGAGUGUGGAGAUUCAGUGCCGAGCAUCCCAUAUGAAAUGUAUAUGAAGCGUUACAGAGAAGAAUUUCUUCUGGAUACAUCAAACAUUGAAUCCAAGCCAGAUAAGAUGGAAAAUCCCUUCACAAUCAGAUUCCGUUUUGGAUCAAGGUCAAGUGAUGGAUCGGCUUGGUUGGCGACGACGGAAAGGAAAAAUUUCACCCCUGAUUCAGUGACAUAUGAGGGAUUAAUUGCUUGCAUGAAAAUUUUCCACUGUCGUGUGAAGAGAAUGUGGUACGAGACUUGUUGGGAAGGCCAAGAGGACAUUUUUUGUGAAGAGAGCAACAAGGGCAUAGAGAUCAAGAGUGAUGAGCAAGUGAAGGAGAUGGCGCAACUAGCAUCUAAAAGAGGCUUCAUUAUAUUGGACGUCCUGGGGGCAGUAGACAGGACGGAAGGAUACGACGACGAUACGAUAAGUACGUUAAGAGAGGUAUGGAGAAUGGAGACUGAUGUGUAUUCCAAUGAAGAUGGAGCUGAGUGGGACGUUUCAGGUCCUGAGGAAGACUUAGACUCUUCAAGUGAGGGUGAAAGCCAAACGGAUAGCACCUCCUCUAUUGAUGAUUUCGAGUCCGAGCUGGGCAAUGCAGAAUAUUUCGAGGCCACGGGAAAUAGGAGGCAAAUGACGGACGGAAAGGUUGGGCACCAUGGUACUGUUGAUGAAGGGAAAACGGCGAGAAUGGAAAAUAGGAAGGAGAAGCGGGAUGAGACUGUGGAACCUGCCGUCCAAAAUGUUGUCCAGUCCACUUCCCAACAGUGCGAAGGAGACGAACAUCAUGAGAUGCCCUGCAAAGCUACAACUGAAGUUGAGGAUCAGAUGGAAACUGCUUCUGUGAAGACGGAUAGAACAGUGGAGACUGACCGAGUACCUGCAAAAAAGAGAAAGAGGGAGUGGGACUAGAUGUGUUUUAAACCCAGGAAGGAAUCCUGCCAUAAGAGGUAGAGCAAGGGGUACAGCUUCAAGUUCAAGAAACAGCAAAGCUACGAAGGCGGGUAGGGAUGCAGCUUCCAGUUCGGGAAAGAGUACGGCAUCAGAUUCAGGAAGGGGCAGAGCUUCGAGUUCAUGAAGCAGCACAGUUUCAAGUACAGGAAGGGGAAGGGGCAGAGGUUCAACUUCAGGAGAGGGCACAACUUCGAGUUCAGGAAGGGUAAGAGGUUCAAGUUCAAGAAAGGGCACAACUGAAAUGGGGUUGAAUUUAAGAUUAGGGACGGACAACGGUUCAAGCCCGGCCGUGGCUGAGCCUUAGACAUCGAGGUCGUCAUAAGAACGAGCCCGUGCCAUGAUCUCCCAGAGGCUGCCCACCAGAAGCUUCAAAGCCUCCAAGUUAUUGUUCUCGACGGCCAUGAAACCACCGUCUCAACGACCCCAUCGCAAGCUGCUCUCAGCCUCUCUCGAACCAAUUCCUCAAAACGUCAGACCGACCCUUUCACGGCCACGAGAUGAAGAGGAUUUCUACUUUACUGGUGAAAACUGCAACAUACACCUACCUCAACACUCAACAGCUUCUUCGCAGUUUGUAAGUACCCUUUAACUGCUAUUUAGCAAGUUCAGGGUUUCGAUCAAGAACCGUGUCUGAGCAUUGAUGCUCUCUGUUGAGAGAGUCUCACCAUGAUAAGAUUAAGACUCCCACCGUGAAUCGAUCAAGAAUCAGCAGAUCAUCUCGUAGCAAGGCCAGGAAGAAAGCUUUAUCUCCUUUAACCUUUGAUUUGUAAAGUCUCCUCUCCAUUUUCGAACUCAAGACAGAGCUGAGCUUCAUUACAAGACUAAAUCAUUGGUUACCGAGCUGCCGUUUGUUGGUCUGUAAUUCUUGGGACUGCAUGAUUUAAGUGAUUUUCUUAUAAAUUCUGCA
Messenger RNA from Eucalyptus grandis, 5755 nucleotides. RefSeq names its product TMV resistance protein N-like. Gene Ontology annotation, molecular function: protein binding; ADP binding. NCBI's taxonomy places the organism in Eukaryota, Viridiplantae, Streptophyta, Magnoliopsida, Myrtales, Myrtaceae. Bases 598 to 4806 code for a protein of 1402 amino acids. The record is from RefSeq and is a predicted model, not a curated record. The transcript has 8 exons. Gene Ontology annotation, biological process: defense response; signal transduction.